Spinacia oleracea (spinach) is the source of this 1694-nucleotide messenger RNA. Its product is annotated as probable NAD(P)H dehydrogenase (quinone) FQR1-like 2. The coding region runs from base 268 to 1044 and encodes 258 amino acids. Lineage: Eukaryota; Viridiplantae; Streptophyta; Magnoliopsida; Caryophyllales; Amaranthaceae. Gene Ontology annotation, molecular function: NAD(P)H dehydrogenase (quinone) activity; FMN binding. The transcript has 2 exons. The record is from RefSeq and is a predicted model, not a curated record. Gene Ontology annotation, cellular component: membrane.
CCAGAUCGAACCGGUCUCAUGAAGAUCAGGUCUACUCACAGCUCAAAGGGUGACAAGUCACAAGCAAAAAAAAUCACAAUUCAGAGUUGGUCGUCUCUUCUUCAUCGUCAUCAUCGUUGUCGUCAAUUUCUGCAAAUUCCAUUUCAUCAAAAAGUCAAACCCCACAAUUUUCUUCAAACUCACUCACCUUCAAACUACCCCUUUCUUCUUCCUCAUCACCCACCAUUUCCGCUCAUUUCCCUUCUUCCCCCCCAUAAGCUCUAAUCAAUGGGAAAAGGCGGCGGUUGCGUACCCAGCAAGAAGAAACUCCCCGCCGCCGGAACCACCCCUAGAAACCUCCAACCGGUGGCGCCACCAAUCGACGGUGAAAAAUCCCCCUCUUCAGAACCAAUCCCCACCCCGCAAAACAACGCAGUUAUCGACCCAACACCGACUCGGAAUCUGAAGCUAUACAUAGUAUUCUACUCGAUGUACGGACACGUGGAGGGGUUAGCGAGGAGGAUGAAGAAGGGGGUCGAUUCGGUAGAGGGUAUUGAGGGGGUUUUGUAUAGGGUGCCGGAGAAUUUGUCGCCGGAGGUUUUGGCUCAUAUGAAGGCGCCGUCGAAGGAUGAUUCUAUCCCUGAGAUUGUUGAGGCGGCGGAACUUGCGGCGGCGGACGGAUUCUUGUUUGGGUUUCCGACUAGGUAUGGGUGUAUGGCGGCACAGAUGAAGGCGUUUUUUGAUUCGACGGGGCAAUUGUGGAAGGAGCAGAGUUUGGCCGGAAAACCUGCCGGAUUUUUUGUUAGUACUGGUACUCAAGGCGGCGGCCAGGAGACUACUGCUUGGACAGCAAUUACUCAAUUAGUUCAUCAUGGAAUGCUCUUCGUCCCUGUUGGGUAUACCUUUGGUGCUGGAAUGUUCAAGAUGGACACAAUACGAGGCGGCUCUCCGUACGGCGCUGGUGUUUUUGCAGGGGAUGGAACUCGAGAACCUACUGACACCGAGCUAGCACUUGCGGAACACCAGGGCAAGUAUAUGGCUGCAGUUGUCAAGAGGCUUGCCUAGCCUUGAUCUUCACCAAAUUGUGUUACCUCUUCUGUUGAAGUGUAUAUGUUCCAUUUAUUAAUAUUUGAUAUCUUGGUUUUCAUAUAUAGUCAGCCUUUUGGCACUUGCAUAGAGUUAUAGGGCUUUUUUCUGUUCAUUAUUUUUUUUGGUUUCCUGUUGGUGUUCUUUUUUCAUUGUGUUGGAUGUAUUCUUGGAGUUAAGUUGGUGUACAUAUUAUUUAUAAUUCAGUGAUUGAUCGUUUGUUUCAAGGUCAUGAUAAAAAUAUGUCAAAGUUUGUAAACAGAUAUCUUCUUGGCGAAGCAUAGAUAUCGACAUAUCUUGUCUCUGAUUUGAAGCUCUCCGGACUGCCCUUGAGCCAAACUAGACCUGAUCAAAUUGCGGGCCGGGCCAGGUCAUACCUUGAAAAUUCUGUCCAUUAAGCCGGGCCGGGCUUUUCUUGCCCAAAAUCCGCAAUUCCGGGCCGAAUUUUCUUGCCGAAAACCCGCUGCAGUUGUCAAGAGGCUUGCCUAGCCUUGAUCUUCACCAUUUAGGUCCCUGUCACUGUUUGAUAGAAUCCCAAUUGUGUUACCUCUUCUGUUGAAGUGUAUAUGUCACAUUUAUUAUUUGAUAUGUUGGUUUUCAUAUAUAGCAAGCUUUCUGGGACUUGCAUA